GGUUAUUUUUUUUGAAGCGCGGCCGAAGGCCGCCAGUGCGGAAAGGAGUUCGACGAUCUCCGAUAUUCGUCCAUACCAUCAGAUCGCGGCGCAAAAGAAAUUGUGACUGUUACAAUUCUUCAGUAUAUUUUUUUCAUAAGAAAAUGUUUAACACGCUGAACUGGUAAUUACAGCUAAGUGAUCUAAAUUCUACAGAAUUUUGCCGCUACAACAACAACUAAGUUACUUGAAUAUGUGAUACAUAUGUGGAAAGUAUGUUAAAUCAAUUUUGAUAAAUAUACAUAAAUUAUUGAAAAAAUUCACUUUCCGCUCACGGAUUUGUAAUCUACGCGUAAAAAUUAACGAUUUAAAAAAAAUUUUAUUUUUGAGGCCUCCUUAGUUGGGGGACCUAAACUAUACAUUUUCCAAAAUAAUUUCUAUUUCAUAAAUUAAAAUAUUUCUCAACCGGUACUGCAAAAUAUUUUAAUGAAAAAUGGUUAGAUUUUUUGGAGAAUAUAUGUAUAAGUACAUAUAAAAUUAAAUUAAAUAUCUUUCGUGGUGAAUCCACUUUAUGAUUUGAGUUUCUAUAGCUUACACCGCAUUAUUUGUCAAAGCAAAAUCUUUUGUCUCUGAAAAAAAUUGAAUUUUUCAAGAAGUUAAGACAGAAAAAUUAUUAUUUGUGAAAAAACGACAUCAUCCGUUUCAAAUUUGUAAAAUUAACAAAGAAGAGAGAUACAACGAAGGGACUUGAACGCAUACCAAUAGCAUAUACAAUUCUACUAAUCCAGACUAUAGGCUUAAAUAUCUUUAAUAAACAUUGUUUUUUAACGGAAAUAAGAAGAGAGAAGUUAAUUUAAAUUAAGGAAUUGAAGUGUUAAGUAGAGAGAAAAUGUUUAAAUGACAAAAAAUCUAAACCAAUGAUUGAGAAAAAUAGGUACAAGAGACAACAACGUCGUUUUGAGGGGAGUAGAAAAAGCGGAAAUUUAAUAAUUAAAACGCCAAAAUCCUAAUAGCAGCUAACGAAAACUUGCAAUAGUAAUCAAUCUUAGAUUAUACUGUACUUCAUUAAAUCACGAAAGCUUGCGAUAAGAAGAUAUUUUUUGACCGUUCGUCCCAUUACGAACAUUAAAGGCAAAUCGGCAAAUCAAUGCCCAAGGAUAAUAAACCUGGAGCACAAGAGCGUCAAAAAAGUUUUCUAUUCACGAACAGCCAAAACUGUCAUUCGCCUAGCAGUUCUGUGAAUAGUGGUCGCUAUCGCAAAUUUUUUAUACGUGGACGCACAACAGUGGGUGUACAGGGUUCAACAGCAGCUAGCAGUGCUGCACGUGAACAACGCUGCACAUUACAAUCAUCUCCACAAUAUGCUGGUGCUAGUACAAGCUUGCUACAUGUCGGGACUGUUUGCAGCGUGUCCGUGGGCUUAAAUUCUAAACAUCAAAAACUCACUGAAGUUCAACGAAAGUUCCCUCUUUGGUUGCCGGAGUACAAAACGAACGCUUUUAAUGCUUCUAUGGAUGAAAAAUAUGUUGAAUCGAUUUGGGCGAGCUUAAAAAAUGCUAUACAAGAGAUUCAGAAGAAAAAUAACUCUGGCUUGUCUUUUGAGCAGUUAUAUCGGAAUGCAUAUAAUAUGGUGCUACAUAAACAUGGUAAUCGGUUGUAUUAUGGCUUGCGUGAAGUGGUCUCCGAACACUUAGAACAAAAAGUACGACAAGAUGUGCUGGAAAGUUUACAUAAUAACUUUCUUCCUAAGUUAAAUCAGGCUUGGAGUGAUCAUCAAACUUCUAUGGUAAUGAUACGUGAUAUAUUGAUGUACAUGGAUCGUGUUUAUGUACAACAACGCGAAGUAGAUAAUGUUUACAAUUUGGGUUUAAUAUUGUUCCGAGAUCAGAUUGUGCGUUAUUCAGAAAUUCAAAAGGCUCUACGAGAAACAUUACUCGGAAUGGUUAUGGACGAGCGAAGCGGAGAAGCCAUCAAUCAUUUAGCGAUUAAAAAUGCGUGUCAAAUGCUUAUGUCACUGGGAAUUAAUACGCGAUCGGUAUAUGAGGAUGACUUUGAGAAACCAUUUCUUGCACAAUCUGCAUCUUUUUAUAAGUUUGAAUCACAUAAAUUUCUUAACGAGAACAAUGCGGGUGUUUAUAUAAAAAAAGUCGAGGCACGUAUACAAGAAGAAUCUGCACGGGCUGCCCUAUAUUUAGACAAAGACACUGAACCGCGAAUCGUUAAAGUUGUCGAAGAUGAACUUAUUAAGAAGCAUAUGCGUACUAUUGUUGAAAUGGAAAAUUCUGGUGUUGUUUAUAUGAUUAAAAAUUCAAAAACAGAAGACCUUGCCUGUACCUAUAAACUAUUUUCACGUUUAAAAGAAGAAGGUCUUAAAGUAAUUGCUGAUACAAUGUCAUCGUAUUUGCGUGAACAGGGCCGAAUAUUAGUAAAGGAAGAAGAAAAUGGGAAUACGAAUCCAAUAACUUUUGUACAGAAUUUACUUGAUUUAAAAGAUCGUUUCGAUCAAUUUUUACACCAUUCAUUCAACAAUGACCGAUUAUUUAAAAAUGUAAUAUCAGCGGAUUUUGAGCAUUUUUUAAAUUUAAAUCAAAAAUCUCCCGAAUACCUUUCUUUAUUUAUUGAUGAUAAACUUAAAAAAGGAGGCAAAGGUAUGAGUGAACAAGAAAUAGAAACAAUUUUAGAUAAAACUAUGGUACUUUUCCGAUUUCUUCUGGAGAAGGAUGUUUUUGAACGUUAUUACAAAACUCAUUUGGCCAAACGCCUGCUACUCAAUAAAUCAGUUUCCGAUGAUUUUGAGAAAAAUAUGAUAUCAAAAUUAAAGACUGAGUGUGGAUGUCAAUUUACCUCAAAACUUGAAGGUAUGUUUAAAGAUAUGUCCGUGUCAAACACCAUUAUGGAAGAGUUUAAAAACUAUGUAAAUGUACACAACUUGUCGUUAUCGGGUGUUGAAUUGACAGUGAGGAUACUAACAACAGGAUUUUGGCCCACCCAAACAGCAACACCCAACUGCAAUAUACCUUCUGCCCCCCGUGAGGCAUUUGAAAUAUUUAAAAAGUUUUAUUUGGAUAAGCAUUCAGGCAGGCAGUUAACAUUACAGCCACAAAUGGGUACGGCUUAUAUUAAUGCAAUCUUUUAUGGGCGCAAAGUGGAUAGUGAUAAAGAUAAAGACGGUCCCAGUUCAAGCAUGUCAUCAAGCUCAAAUGGUUGCAUUGUGCCAACAAAUACGCGUAAACAUAUACUACAGGUGUCCACGUAUCAGAUGUGCGUAUUAAUGCUGUUUAACAACCGUGAUUUGUUAACAUAUGAGGAUAUACAGCAGGAAACUGAUAUCCCUGAACGGGAGUUAGUACGCGCUCUUCAGUCACUGUCAAUGGGGAAACCUGCGCAACGAUUACUUGUGCGAAAUUCAAAAACGAAGACAAAAGAUAUCGAUCCAACAGAUGAAUUUUAUGUAAACGAUGCAUUUGUUUCUAAAUUCCACAGAGUUAAAAUUCAAACUGUUGCCGCAAAGGGAGAGACUGAACCAGAACGCAAGGAAACGCGGGGCAAAGUAGAUGAAGAUCGCAAACAUGAAAUUGAAGCAGCUAUUGUUCGUAUAAUGAAAGCAAGAAAACGUUUACCGCACAAUUUGCUUGUAUCAGAUGUAACAUCACAAUUGAAAUCGCGGUUCUUACCGUCUCCUGUUUUUAUCAAAAAACGAAUAGAAGGCCUUAUCGAAAGGGAAUAUUUGGCCAGGACGCCCGAAGAUCGAAAAGUCUAUAUUUAUCUGGCCUAAACUCUCACUUAGUUUUACUCUAAAAAAAAAAAAACAGUAAAAUAGCAGACGUGAAUAGUAAAAAGGGUCUUAAGCAAAGAAAUAGGAACUUUGCUGUAUUGUUGCAUCAUCUUCAUAUGACUUCUUCGCCAUUUCUAAUUUGCAAAAUAAUUUUUGUUUGUACGCUAAAAUUUCGAUCUAAAUACUUGAUUUCGCUGAUCAAUUAUAUUAUUGACUUAUGCUUGUGCGUAAUCCCACUUUCUAAAAAAUUUCUCAUGAUUUUGUUUAGAAGAAAAACAUUAACUAUUACAACUGAAUGCAAAUAAUUACUUAUUACAAGAGUUGAUUGAUUUUUUCAAAUAUCACAACUUUGUCGUCGUUUGGUGUCACUGAUCACGAUGAUAGAAAUUUUGGUUAAAAUGUGGACGCGGUGACAUUCAUUUAAUUAUUAAUUAGUGGGCUACGCACUGUUACGAGAUCAAUUACGAACUUGACCUAUGCGAUGACAACAACCAAUCAAAUGUAUGAAAUGAAAUCUUAGUUAGAAGUUCACAAAGUCCAAAAACUUCAUUUAAUUUGGUGACUUUUUAUUUGGUAAUGUUUAAAAUAUAAUGAAAGGGGUUAAUGAAAAUAAAAUCUACUCAGAUCCAAAUAAA
Messenger RNA from Bactrocera oleae (olive fruit fly), 4389 nucleotides. It is a transcript of the gene Cul3, whose product is annotated as cullin 3. The record is from RefSeq and is a predicted model, not a curated record. Gene Ontology annotation, cellular component: Cul3-RING ubiquitin ligase complex. Gene Ontology annotation, biological process: ubiquitin-dependent protein catabolic process; protein ubiquitination. NCBI's taxonomy places the organism in Eukaryota, Metazoa, Arthropoda, Insecta, Diptera, Tephritidae. Gene Ontology annotation, molecular function: ubiquitin protein ligase binding.